CAGAAGUAUAAAAGAAGCUGUGCAGGUCCGCCGUGCCUCCUUUUCAAGCUCCGCCCAUGUCUGCCAGUUGACCUAUGAACGGCUCUCUGCUAACUCGCACAUGCUCUCGACGUCACAUCUUUCUUUGGUCUUCCUGUCAACAUGGCGACAUCCAUGGCAUCCCAGGCUGCAGCAAGAGGACUGAGGACAGCAACCUCAAAGCACAUACUUCUGGACAAACUCAAGUGCACCUGGUUUAGUCCCAGGAGAUGGCUGAACCUGCAAGAGUACCAGAGCAAGAAGCUGAUGCAAGAGAGUGGCGUGGCUGUCCAACGCUUUUAUGUGGCCGACACAGCUUCUGAGGCCUUCGAGGCUGCAAAGAGACUCAAUGCCAAGGAGAUCGUGUUGAAAGCUCAGAUUUUGGCUGGGGGCAGAGGCAAGGGUGUGUUUGACAGUGGCCUUAAAGGUGGAGUGCACUUAACUAAGGACCCUGCUAAGGUUGGUGAACUGGCCAAUAAGAUGCUUGGUUUCAAUCUAACUACUAAGCAGACACCGAAAGAUGGAGUGAAAGUGAAAACGGUGAUGGUUGCUGAGGCCCUGGACAUUACUAGAGAGACCUACUUUGCCAUCCUGAUGGACCGGGCCUGUAAUGGUCCUGUCAUGGUAGGCAGCCCGCAGGGAGGUAUGGAUAUCGAGGAGGUAGCCGCCAGCUCCCCAGAACUCAUCUUUAAGGAGGUCAUAGAUAUACUUGAAGGUGUACGAGACGACCAGGCACUGUGCAUGGCAGCUAAUUUGGGUUUCAAAGGACCUCUGCAGAGACAGGCAGCAGAUCAGAUUAAGAGGCUCUAUGAUCUGUUCCUGAAAGUCGACGCCACUCAAGUAGAAGUCAAUCCUCUUGGAGAAACCCCCGAAGGACAAGUGGUCUGCUUUGAUGCUAAGAUCAACUUUGACGACAAUGCCGAGUUCCGUCAGAAAGCUGUGUUUGCCAUGGACGACAUGACUGAGAGUGACCCUACAGAGACGGAGGCAGCCAAGUGGGACCUCAAAUAUAUCGGACUGGACGGAAAUAUCGCCUGCUUUGUGAAUGGAGCCGGUUUGGCCAUGGCCACAUGUGACAUCAUUGACCUGCAUGGAGGAAAGCCGGCUAACUUUCUGGACCUGGGGGGAGGAGUCAAAGAGAGACAAGUGUACGAGGCUUUUAAGCUGCUGACAGCUGACCCUAAGGUUGAGGCCAUCCUUGUCAACAUCUUUGGUGGGAUCGUCAACUGUGCCAUCAUUGCCAACGGUAUCACCAAGGCCUGUAGAGAGCUGGAGCUGAAGGUGCCACUGGUGGUCAGGCUUGAAGGGACAAACGUCCAUGAGGCCAAGAGGAUUCUGUCCGAGAGCGGCCUGCCCAUCACAGCAGCAGAGAACCUGGAUGACGCUGCCAAGAAAGCAGUGGCUGCCAUCAAGAAAUAGAAAACUCUUAGUGUAACAUCAGCACGCUCAUGUCCACCCAUCACCAACAUUAAUGCAGUCUCAGAUCAUCACCGUCAGCCUUUUCUUACACAUACAGACCUCCAGGACAUUAAGCCUUUGCUCUCAUAGGCCUUUACUUUUCUUUGUUAUACCACAAGCCAACUAGAUAUACUUUCAUUGCCAAUUCAGUAACUACAGUUUUUUGAGGUGUUGUUUCACCUCAACACCUUAACAAAUUAGGUAAUACAUUUUAGUCAUGUCACCUAUGCAGUGUAAAUUAGCUGCUUUUAAAUUCUUAAAACACAAUCUAUAUUAUAUGCAUGUAAUUGAAAUAAAUCACUCUAAUUCUGAGGCUUGUCAACAUAAUCUUGGUCCUGGAAAAUCAUAACGCUUUAGUGACCUCAGUCAGAAAUUAGGAGACCCAACACUUUGUGCAUUCCAUUUUCCAAGGUGAAAGAUGCUGCCUUCUCUGUGCACACUGUGGUGUUUGUAUGGAAUAUAAGUUAAGAUUUUCACCAUAAAGCUCUAGUGCGUAACUUUUUGAUAAUAAUGAACAUGCCUCACAUUUAAGUCGUUGCCAAAUGAGUUGCUACAAACCUAAUUAAGACUAUCGGCUCCACAAAACUGUGUCUGUAUUUCUCAGCAUGGCUAUGUUCUUGAAAUGGUGUCGUCUGGAAACUUUUGCACUCAGAAAUUUGAUAAUAAUUACAUCUUCUAAAGAGUUUUUUUAAUCCUUCAUGUACUCCUUGGCUACUUGAAGCCACAUGGAUGAGGGUUGUGGGCCCGGCGUUGUCAUAGAGCUACAGUGUGUAGAUUCUGUCGCCCCCAUGAGGAAUUCUAAGCAAUGAUAACACCUCUGUUGCAUCCACAAGACACAAGCCUUCCGUGAUCGCGCACCGCCCCCACCCCUCCUCCACGCAGUUACUUGUAGCCAGGGAGAACACGGAGGAUAAAAAAAACAUCUUCACUCGAGUUUCUGUGCUCAAAAGUUGCCAGACGUCACCAUUUUCUCAACACAGCCAUGCUGAGAAAUACAGAGAGAGUUUGGUACAGCUGAUAGUCUUUGUAUCAACUCAUUUGGCAGUGGCUUGAAUGUAACAGACGUUUGUUAAUAUAAAAAAAGUUACGCACUAAAGUUUAAAAGUUACAAACCGUUUGUUCUUUGAAACGCUCAUCCAUUUUCAUGGCACUUAACACUCAUUCUGUCUGUUUUCUAAAUGAUAAACGAAUCCAUCCAAUGCCUCAUCUGUGAAUCAAAUGAGGUGGAUGAAGUACACACGCUGUGAAUUUUAUACAUCAUGUCUUAAUUGUUAAGUGAUCAAUGCCUAUGAUGUUAACUGUUUAGAUCUGUGCCUAUUUCAUGACUGCUUGUAACUUAAGAGUUUUGUAAACUAUCUUUCGGUACCAGCAGUAGUUUCAUACUGAGUGAGAAAAAUGCAAUUUUACUUAUUAUAUCUUUUUUAUAAUCAUGAAUGUAUAGUAGCAGUAUAUCCUGAAUACAGUUUCAAUUCUGUGUUUAUGAUUUGAGAUUAAAAAGAAACAUUUCAA
Messenger RNA from Etheostoma cragini (Arkansas darter), 2985 nucleotides. It is a transcript of the gene suclg2, whose product is annotated as succinate-CoA ligase GDP-forming subunit beta. Gene Ontology annotation, cellular component: succinate-CoA ligase complex; mitochondrion. The transcript is spliced from 11 exons. The record is from RefSeq and is a predicted model, not a curated record. Gene Ontology annotation, biological process: succinyl-CoA metabolic process; tricarboxylic acid cycle. Gene Ontology annotation, molecular function: ATP binding; succinate-CoA ligase (GDP-forming) activity. NCBI's taxonomy places the organism in Eukaryota, Metazoa, Chordata, Actinopteri, Perciformes, Percidae. Bases 142 to 1437 code for a protein of 431 amino acids.